Daldinia decipiens is the source of this 2907-nucleotide messenger RNA. Its product is annotated as spindle assembly checkpoint component Mad1. The coding region runs from base 311 to 2578 and encodes 755 amino acids. Gene Ontology annotation, cellular component: nuclear envelope; mitotic spindle; kinetochore. The transcript has 2 exons. Gene Ontology annotation, biological process: attachment of mitotic spindle microtubules to kinetochore; mitotic spindle assembly checkpoint signaling. The record is from RefSeq and is a predicted model, not a curated record. Lineage: Eukaryota; Fungi; Ascomycota; Sordariomycetes; Xylariales; Hypoxylaceae.
GUUUUUGAACGCGCAUAUUCUAUUGCACAUCACUUCGUCAAGCUCUUAUGGUGUUGGGUAUCCCUACGAAUUUGAAGCUGUCACCCUGAGGUGGAAGCUUUUACUUCUGAAAGACGUCUGCACGUGAUAAGGUAUCAAGCUAGCUAAUCGCGGCAGCAUUGCUAGGGCAGCCGCAAACAACAAAAACAAUUUAGCGGGUCUUGUCGCGAUACCGCACUUUAAGCACUUUAACCUAAUUUAUCAACCAGCAUUCUUCUUGGAUAUGUACUCCUAACGAGAGCAACACUAGGCGACUCUACAACGAAACACCAUGUCCGGAAGUUUCCGUCAAAGUACCGGUGGCGGAUCGUUGUCGAGGUCAAGGGUUACCUCGUUCCGCGCAUCGUUACAAAAAGCAACACAACCUUCCUAUAACUUUCUGACUGGCACCGAAGAUGUACAAGCUUCCCAUCAUGCUAGACCUUCGUCACGACAAAGCCAUGUGGGCGCAGAAUCCCUCCGAGCCUCGUCGCGCGAGAGUUCCAAGGAAAAUCUUGCGCCACCCGACGCAGAAGAGUACGAAACUCAGCGAAGGAGAAUAGAGGAGCUCAAGGCUGAGCUUGCUACGAUGCACUACAAACUCGAGAACUACGAGCAAGAGAAGGAAAUGAUAGCUUUGCAACAUGACAAUGAAUUACGAGAUGUACGACGGAAAGCCGAAGAUGACUUCAAACAAAAACAGGCCGCCGAAGGUGAUAAGAAUAAGGCACAGCGUCAGUACGAAAGUAUGCAAAAGGAAUUGCAGGAGCUUAAAGAAAGUUCUAUUAGCGAAAAACUCGAAGUCGAGAAGAAGGCCCGAGAUGCAGAGGAUGAAGCGCGUCUGCUAAGAGAGCAAUUGGAAGACUUGUCAGCGGCAAAAGAGGAGGGAGACCGGAUGGCCCAAAAGAGGAUUAGUGAUAUGGAAACCCAGCUUUCAAAUCUUCGAGAGGUCAUCCAAGGGCUAGAAGAGGAUGGCCAUUCCCGAGAAGUCUCAAUACAAAUUGCACAACAGCAGCUUCUAGAGAAGGAUAAGCUCAUCGGCAAUUUAGAAGCUGAUGUAUUGCGCCUCAAGGCGCAAACCGGCGACGCUGAAACUAUCGCUAUCAUCCGGCGUGAACUCACAGAACAAGUCCAACACAUCAGAUCACUCGAGUCGAAGAAUACUAAACAGCAUGCUGAAUUAACUCAUCUAAGGCAAAUACAUAGGGCUGUGGAAGUUGUGGAGGAAGAAAAGCGGUCGCUUCAACGGCGGCUUGAGGCCGCCGAAGCUCUUGAACCCGAACUCAAUGAGGCCCGGCUUCAGAGACAGAGAUUGGAGGAUGAACGUUUGGCAUGGACUGCCUACCUCCAAAAUGCUAGCGUGGAAGGUGGACUUAUGGAGUUCGACUCUCCCGAGGCGGUCGCGCGUGCGCUCGUGGAGGAGCGAUACAACUCGGCUUCUCUUGUAGAAAGGCUCGGCGAGAUACAACCUCAAAUCACGGAACGUGAUGCGAUUAUCAAGGCCUUAGAAAGUGAACGCAAAAACUUGAGCGCGCAAAUAGAAAAACUGAAGACUACUGUGGCACCUGUAUCGGCAGGCAAGGCACAGGCUCGGAUAGAGCGCCAGCGUGCCCUUGCCAUCAAAGAAGUCGAGUAUUUGCGCGCCCAGCUCAAAGCCUUUGAUACAGAAGACGAAACCUUCAACUCUGAGAAUUUCGAUCAGAGCAAGGCUGAUCGUAUCUCAGAGCUUGAAAAGCUGGUUGAUCAGUACAAGGAAGAAGUUCAGACCAUGCAUAAUGAACUCUCUGCCCUGGAAUCAUCUGGCAACACAGCACCUACCUCUAUCGGGUCUAAGCGCAGCCAUUCUGACGAGUCUGAGAGUGAGCAGCUCGGUGAACUCAACAGAAAGCGCAGGAAGCUGGCCGACGAGCUUUCGAAACUGCAGACACAGUACCAAGUCCUUCAAAAAGAACACGAAGUUCUACAAUCACGCCUCGCAGCCGCUGAAUCGACUAACAAAAUCCGCGUCCUAUCUCUACGCUCCAACCCUACUUCCGACUUCGAAGCGAUUAAAACUGCCACGCUACAGGCCCUCAAGCAAGAGAACAAGGAACUGUUAGCGCAGCUACAAAAAGAAGCCCGCCGCAACCCUAACCCGAACAUUCCCCUAAUUCCGGCAUCACAAUUAGCUGCGGCACGUCGCGAAAUCGAAGAAGCGCAGCGGGAGACGGCAUCGGCGCAGAAGACGACGCGGCGACUGAAAGAGGUGUGGGCGGCCAAGUCACAGGAGUUCAAAGAGGCCAUCUUCAGCACGCUGGGGUGGACCGUGACGUUCAUCCCCAAUGGUAAAAUGCGCGUGGAAAGUUUAUACUGUCCUAGUGUCACCGACGAGCAGGAGAAUAGUAUCGUCUUUGACGGCGAGCGCGGCACCAUGAAAGUCGCUGGCGGACCGCAAAGCCCCUUCGCCCGCCGCAUCCAGGAUCAAAUCCAGUUUUGGGUCCGUGAUAAGGGCUGCAUCCCAGGUUUUUUGGCCGCCCUUACGCUCGAGUUCUACGAGGAACAUACUAGAGCUAGUCGGUAGUCCGAUGGACUACUUGAAAGCUACGGAAUCAGCGGCUACUUCUAUGUACUAGUUAAGGACGAGUACGAUAACUGUGUUGAUGGGUUCGAAUUACGAUAGAUAUCUUUGAUAGCGUGGCGACGCUCUUCAUGUUUGUUCCACGGUAUGAGGAGGUAUUGUGUGAUACGAUGCGGCAUAGCAUAGCAUGUAAUGAUUACUACCUAUGAAGGCGUUCGGGACGAUAAGACACAUUGCUUAUAUCCAAACGAUUUGGCGCUACAAGCUCACUUUUAACUACUUGUCUCUCCAAAAUAGAGGGUAUAAAUAAUAUACAACACAUUUGAAUAUUC